AACCCUCAGCGUUGUCGAUCAAAGUAAAUGAAACCGCUCCUUCGCCUCUUCUGACUUUGUGAUAUUGAACCAUCUCCUUGACUUCUUCCUCUUCUUCUACUCUUCUUCUACUACUCUUCUCCUCUUCUUCUCCUCUCUCCUCACCUCCCUCCCUCCCUCCUCACCUCCUCACCAUGCGCGUCCUCGCUCGGCGCCAGCUCUUCCCCUCCCUCCUCUCCCUCGCCAUCCUCUUCCUCGUCUGCUCCCUCUGCUACCUCUUCCUCUCCGCCCCCUUCUCCCCCACCAUCGUCGUCUUCGGUGACUCCUGGUCCGACGACGCCCGCAGACCAACCCCUUCCUCCGUCCUCUCCGCCUCCGACAGCCGGCCCGUCAUCCCUGACGACGAGUCCAUCUUCUACACCUCUGCCUCCUCUGAAUCCUCCUCCUCUGAAUCCUCCUCCUCCUCCUCCUCCUCCAACUCUGAGUUUGGCCGCGGCAACCACGGCCGCUGGUGUGAUGGCCCCGUCUGGCCAGAGUAUCUCUGCCAGAUGUACGGCUGCCGCGAGCUUCUCGACCUUGCCUACGGCGGCGCAAAGAUCACAAACCAGUACGUGAGCUCGCCCGUGCCCGACCUCAUCAGCCAGUACAGCAACUUUGUCGACAUCCGCAACGCGACCAUCCUCGCCGAAGAGCGCGAGGACCUCGACACCAUCGACGACCUCGUCGACAGCCGCAAGCUCUCGCGCGCGCAGGCCGAAGAGGCCGUGAACCGCAUGCGUCUGCAGCAGAACCGCGAGACGCUCUACGCCUUCUACUUUGGCAUCAACGACAUCAUCCAGUACAUCUCCAUCCUGCCCAACACCCAGGACCGGACAAACGCGAUCGCGUCCUCGGUCUCGCUCAUGUUUGACAUCGCCGCAAACAUCGCCGAGGGCUUCCCGCAGUCAAACUUCCUCUUCCUCAACGCAAUCGACGUCACCUUGCUCCCCAUCUGGCAGCAAAGGUUCACCGAAAACGACCGCUACAUGCACCGCUUCCGCGAAGCUGUCCAUCUCUCCCAGGUCUGGCAGCAGGAAGUGCUCAUCCACCUCGGUCGCUGGAACAGCACGAUCGGCUCUGCGCAGAUCUUUGAAACCAACUCUUGGCUCGCACGGUCAAUCUCCGGUGUUGCUGCAAGCGGCUUUACCGACAUCUCGCACGCCUGCUUCGACCAUGCCUCGGGCACCCUCUGCUCCAAGCCAGAGACCCAUUUUUUCUGGGACGCUGUCCACCUCUCGACUGCCGCCCACAAGGCUCUUGCCAAACGGCUAAGUUAUCUCAACCUGUGGCCCUCCACCAGCUCUUUCGGCGACGAAUCCGAUCAAUGAUCAUCGUCCUCUCAUCUUCCUUCUCCGUUUUCACUUCUCAUUGUGCUUUCUGUAGUAUAAGCCUUGUAUAUUGACCUGCCUUGCAUCACGACUCUGUUUUAAUCUUGCCCUCAUCUUUUUGCUCUCUUUCACUUUCUGGUUCGGUUUACGACUCUUCUUAUUCUUACAUGUCGCGUCACGCCUGUCUUAUGUCUUGUAUAAAUGAUGGCUGCAAAAGCUCUUGCGUCUGACGUGCACAACGGUUUUUUGUCUGCUGUUUUAUGUGUCUUGUUUAUUCUUUUGGAGUACGUGCUUUUCUUCUUUCUUUGUCAUUAUGAAAAUGAAUCCGAUUCAGUAGUUACAGGUUACGAGCAAUCCAGACCUCUACUUCUACAUCUUUCUCCACAUCCCCUUUCCUCCUCUACACUAAACCAACUCAUCCACCUCAUCACCACUUAUCUCAUUCAUCACAUCACCGGGAUCAUCACAAACCUCACCUAAAUCACCAUUCUGGA
Messenger RNA from Myxozyma melibiosi, 1840 nucleotides. RefSeq lists its product as uncharacterized. The transcript has 4 exons. Gene Ontology annotation, molecular function: hydrolase activity, acting on ester bonds. The record is from RefSeq and is a predicted model, not a curated record. NCBI's taxonomy places the organism in Eukaryota, Fungi, Ascomycota, Lipomycetes, Lipomycetales, Lipomycetaceae. The coding region runs from base 174 to 1346 and encodes 390 amino acids.